Molecule: messenger RNA, 1729 nt
Organism: Alternaria rosae
Lineage: Eukaryota; Fungi; Ascomycota; Dothideomycetes; Pleosporales; Pleosporaceae
Exons: 3
Coding region: 213-1559 (448 amino acids)
Source: RefSeq, a predicted model, not a curated record
CAAGUAGCUUUCUUCCAGAUCUUCUGCUAGCUCAGUCUCACUACUCCACUCGCCCCAUCGGCCGUGCAGAUAUAUAGCAUUCCAUCUCCACGCGCGGUACGGUGCGUGUAAACGGUUGCUCCUACCAUCUUGACCAAACGACCACGUGCUGUCGUCACCCUGCAACACCACGUUCCUUCUGCGAUUACAUUCGACCCCAGAUCCUGCCCAACAUGGUCUACUCACUAUCUUACCGCCGCCCGGAGCGAGCUCCUCGUCCCAGCACUCCCUCUUCCACCAACACCGAAGAGCAGCGGAAGUCGAUCAAUGCCUCUAUCAAGUCUGGCAGCAGCGGCAUGUCCCACGGUAUUCCCGAGGCACUGUCCUUUGACACCAUCAUCGCUGGCGGCGCUUGCCCUCCCUGCACUGUUCGCGACUUCAUGAACUUCCUCAAAUACAUCGAACUGUCGGCUGAGAACUUGCAAUUCUUCCUCUGGUACCGCGACUACGUCAAGCGCUUCAAUGCGCUGCCGGAAAGCGAGAGGGUUCUGUCUCCCGAGUGGACUGGCGAAAAGGUCCCCGAAGCCAAGCCCGCGACCGUCAGCUAUAAUGCCGACGCUGUAGCCAUGCUCAAGGGCACCGACUUCGCCAACGAGGGCAAGGUCGCUGAAUCGGAGAAGGGUAGCAACAACCCCUUCUUCACGCCUCCUCGCACGCCAACCAGCGUCGAACCUAGGCGCGAGUACUCCCUCGACUCGUACGAUGACAGCAUGACUACCGGCAAAGUUGACCACACUCAACGUGCUGCCGGUGCGUUUGAUAACGCAGGACUAAAAUGGAAACCACUGUCCGUCCAGCCUUACCGGGAAGAGAUCAACCGCAUCAUCUCCAUCUACAUUGCCGACAACGGUUCGCGACAGCUGAACCUUUCAUCGAAAGAGCGCACAGCACUGCUGCAUGCUCUGCAAAACACGACCCACCCGUCGGCAUUUACCGACGUUAUCACGACCGUCGAGUGGUCGCUCCGUUGCCAAGCGCACCCCAACUUUGUUCGGUGGACCAUAUGCAAUGGUAACCGUCCGCGUGUGAUCUUCGCUCGUGGUCUCGGUAUCUUCGGCAUUGUCGCUGGUCUGAUCGUCGCGAUCAUCCUCACUCUAAGCAGCGCCGGCCGUGCAUGGCGCGUCAUCUCCCUCAUUGGCUUCUUCAUCGGUAUCUCAACUUUGAUCGCAGCCUGGAAGGGCAUGUGUGUUGUACUUCACGGCAUGCACCACCGACAUUUGCGACCGUGGGAGCUCUUCGCUUCCGAUGAUGAGCCGCAAAGCUACGACUUCAAGUCCGACUCCUUCCAGAGCGUCGACUCGCACGCGUCGAGCAACUCUUGGGAAGAUGAGCCAUGGGUCGCCCGCUACGAGAAGCGCAAUGUCGUCCGGAAGGUGUUUGACCGUGAAGUCUGGAUCCAAGAGCCUGCUCUCCGCCAGAUCCAGGAUACCAUCUUCAUUCAAGCCAUUCUGGGCGCUCUUCUCAUCUCCGCCGUAGCCGUCGGUAUCUUCUGCGCCAUCCCCAAGGGCAACUACUUCUAAAUGUGGCGACUAUCAAGCCACAUUCUUAUCUUAACCCGACUUCACAUCCAAGCGAUUUCUUCUCAAUUCCCCCCUUUUGGCUUUAUGCAAGCUGUAUCUGAUACCCAUGUAUAUGUGUUUACGACACACCAGUGCGCCCGACAUUCUGGUCCGUCUGUGCGAAAAUAGCG